AUGGAGUGGUUAUUCGGGCACCGUAUGACUCCGGAAGAGAUGCUGCGUAAGAAUCAGCGCGCUCUUAACAAAGCGAUGCGUGAUCUCGAUCGAGAACGCUUAAAGAUGGAGCAACAGGAAAAGAAAGUUAUAGCAGACAUUAAGAAGCUUGCUAAGGAAGGCCAAAUGGAUGCUGUCAAAAUAAUGGCAAAAGAUCUGGUGCGGACGCGUCGUUAUGUUCGUAAGUUUAUGAUAAUGAAAGCCAAUAUUCAAGCUGUUUCAUUAAAAAUUCAAACCCUCAAAUCUCAGAGCAGCAUGGCUCAAGCAAUGCGUGGAGUGACAAAAGCCAUGGCCACAAUGAACAGGCAGCUUAAUGUACCGCAGAUACAGAGAAUUUUGCAGGAAUUUGAGAAACAAUCAGAGAUUAUGGAUAUGAAAGAAGAGAUGAUGAAUGACUCCAUUGACGAGGCUAUGGAGGGGGAUGAUGAUGAAGAGGAAAGUGAUGCAGUAGUGUCACAGAUCUUAGAUGAACUUGGGCUGCAACUUAAUGACCAGCUCUCGGGUCUGCCUCAGGCUACAGGUCCAUUAGCUGUUUCUGCAAAAGCAGCAACGAGUCCGACUGCAGCGGUCGCGGGAGCGGGUGGGGGCGGUUCGGGUGCCGCUCUCAGCGAUGCAGACGCAGAGCUACAAGCGCGUCUUGAUAAUCUCCGUAGGGAGUAA
Leptosia nina is the source of this 699-nucleotide messenger RNA. NCBI's taxonomy places the organism in Eukaryota, Metazoa, Arthropoda, Insecta, Lepidoptera, Pieridae. The record is from the annotation of a GenBank genome assembly.